CUUAGUUUCUGGUACCUCAUGUUCGAGUCGUUCAUCGAUGCGACCGGCCCGAGCUUGGGCGUGCUGAGGGUACUGUUGCAGCCCGUCGGCGAGAGUCUGGAAAACGCCCAGCCGAUCUGGCAGCUGUACAACAACCAAGGCCCGACGUGGUACUACGGACAGACGAGCGUGUUCGAGAAGCGAAGCUUCAACAUACUCUUCGAGGGCACCUGGGGACCUAACAGGGCCAGCGGUAACAUAGCCAUCGACGACAUUACCUUCUACACCGGCAAUUGCACGAUAAGGCCAAGUGGGGCGACGGUGCGAGCCGAGGAUUGCAGUUUCGAGAAGGAUCUGUGCGGUUGGGAGAACGUGACGACGAGCGGAGUGAACGACCCCAGGGUGCAGUGGCAGCGCGCGUAUCCGAAUCACCGGCCUGCACAGCUGUUGGACAAGACCUUUGGCUCUAACGGCGACUUUAUCUUCUUCGACAUAUUUUCACCGAAGCAGAGGCGCGACGUCAGGCUACGGUCAACGCUUAUCAAGCCACCCCCCGACGAGGACGCGAGUUGCUUCACCUUCUGGUUCGCGGCUUACGGCAUCGAGGAGGGUACCAAGCUCAAGGUCAUUAAAAUGUCCGCUGGCCAGGAGGACAACGCUUCGCCGGAAAUUUCAGAGGACGACGAGGACUCGGAGACGCAAGUGAUAUGGUCGCUGACCGCGAAAGGAUUCAAUAAUCCGAGACCUUCGUGGACCUGGGCGCAAGUAGCUAUAGAGGCUCGCUCGCCGUAUCGGCUGAUAUUGGAAGGAAGUGCCAGCAACGGCGGAUUCGCGAUCGACGACAUCAAGUUCCAAUCGUCAUCUUGCUCGA
Copidosoma floridanum is the source of this 850-nucleotide messenger RNA. RefSeq names its product MAM and LDL-receptor class A domain-containing protein 1. Gene Ontology annotation, cellular component: membrane. Lineage: Eukaryota; Metazoa; Arthropoda; Insecta; Hymenoptera; Encyrtidae. The record is from RefSeq and is a predicted model, not a curated record.